Messenger RNA from Peromyscus eremicus (cactus mouse), 558 nucleotides. RefSeq names its product TNF superfamily member 4 (gene Tnfsf4). Gene Ontology annotation, biological process: immune response. NCBI's taxonomy places the organism in Eukaryota, Metazoa, Chordata, Mammalia, Rodentia, Cricetidae. The record is from RefSeq and is a predicted model, not a curated record. Gene Ontology annotation, cellular component: membrane. Gene Ontology annotation, molecular function: cytokine activity; tumor necrosis factor receptor binding. The transcript is spliced from 3 exons. The coding region runs from base 1 to 558 and encodes 185 amino acids.
AUGGAAGGGGAAAGGGUUCAGCCUCUGGAUGAGAAUCUGGAAAAUGGAUCAAGGCCAAGGUUCAAGUGGAAGAAGCUAUCAAUGGUGGUCUCUGGGAUUCAGGGAGUGGGGCUACUCCUGUGCCUGGUCUACAUCUGCCUGCACCUCUAUCCUUCUCCGGUGAAGUAUCCUCCAAUCCAAAGUCUCAGAGCACAAGUUACCAGAUGUGAGAAUGGGAGACUAUUCAUCAGCCUACCCAGGAAUGAGUAUCAAACCAUGGAGGUGAAGAACAACUCAAUCGCCAUCACCUGUGAUGGGCUUUAUCUCAUCUACACGAAGGGCUCCUUUUUCCAGGAGGUCAAGAUCAACCUUCAUUUCCGUAAGGGUCGAAGUCCCAUCUCUAUGCCCAUGAUGAACAAUGGUCAAAGGGUUGACUUCACUGUAGUAGCUUCUUUGGCCUACAAAGAUAUAGUUUACUUGACUGUAAAUGCUCCUGACACUUCCUGUGAAGACCUCCAGAUAAAUGAUGGGGAAUUGAUUGUUGUCCACCUAACUCCUGGUCGAUUCUGUGCCCACUGA